CAUGACUCAGCAACAUUGUGCGCGUGUAUAAAAAGAGGAGAGGACCGAGUUCCUCUUCGUCCAGAUCACUUCUACACACACACGGGCUCAGACACCAGCGGGAAAACUCCACCAGAACCGACUUACAAGGAUGGCACCCAUCAUCAUCACAUACUUCGCUGUAAGAGGGCGAUGUGGUGCUCUGCGCAUCAUGCUCUCUGAUCUGGGCCAGGACUGGAAGGAAAAUGUGGUGAGCUUUGAAGACUGGAUGAAGGGAGACCUGAAGAGCACCUGUGUUUUCGGACAGUUGCCCAAGUUGCAGGAUGGUGACCUUGUCUUGUAUCAGUCAAAUACCUUUUUGAGGCAUCUGGGCCGCAAACAUGGUGCAUAUGGGAAGAAUGACAAUGAAGCUGCCCUGAUUGACAUGUGCAAUGAUGGAGUUGAAGAUUUGCGUAUGAAAUACCUAAAACUGAUCUACCAGGAAUAUGAAACUGGCAAAGACGCAUACAUCAAGGACCUGCCAAACCACCUCUCCAAGUUUGAGGCUCUUCUGCAAAAGAACAAAAGUGGAUUCCUUGUGGGCGAUUCGAUCUCCUUUGCAGACUACAGUCUGUUUGAGGUGUUGCUGAACCACCAGGUGUUGUGCGCCACCUGUCUGGACACCUUCCCUACCCUGAAAGGCUUUGUGCAACAGAUGUCCAGCCGUCCCAAAAUCAAGGCUUACCUUGACUCUGAUGCUUAUAAGAAACUGCCUAUCAAUGGUAAUGGCAAGCAGUAAUGCAGCUGAGCCUUAAUGUUCAAUGAAGGUCCACUCUUAAACUUUUGUUGUAAAUCUAACUGUCGCUACACAUAACUGUUGCUUUGUUUACCACAACUUUCUAUUUUCUAUAUGCAGACAAAUAGUUCUAUGAUGUAAUCUUUGAUCGUAUUGUCACUGAGUAACCCAUGCAUCAUUUAUUAAAAAUAAAAAAAUUAAACCAA
Messenger RNA from Clarias gariepinus (North African catfish), 960 nucleotides. Its product is annotated as glutathione S-transferase P-like. The record is from RefSeq and is a predicted model, not a curated record. The transcript is spliced from 7 exons. Lineage: Eukaryota; Metazoa; Chordata; Actinopteri; Siluriformes; Clariidae. Gene Ontology annotation, cellular component: cytosol. Bases 131 to 757 code for a protein of 208 amino acids. Gene Ontology annotation, biological process: glutathione metabolic process. Gene Ontology annotation, molecular function: glutathione transferase activity.